CGGACAAAAUUCAAAAAUAUCACAAGCAAGCUUUGUUGUUCAUUAUAAAAAUGAAAUAGGUGAUUCCCCUUUUAAAAUGUAUGCACACAUUCAAACCCUGUGUUUUAAAUUAAGAGUAGUUUUUAAUUCAGUUUGUUAAGUCAGUUGCAUGCGAAUGGUUGCGUUCAAAGUUCGUAAUAAUAUGGCGCCGAAAAAGAAGGUUCAAUAUUGGCAAAACGGCUCUGAAGGCGGCUCUGAAAUAGUCAAGAUGUGUUUUAAUUGUUUCGCUAAGGCUAGAAGUCAAAACAUUCCGAUUUCUGGUCCCAUUUUGAAAGCAAAGGCAAUGGAAAUUGCAGGCAAACUGGGUGUACCUAAUUUUAAUGCUUCAGAUGGAUGGUUAAACAAAUGGCGAAUAAGGAAUAAUGUUGCUUUCAAAUGCGUAUAUGGUGAAGCUGCAGAUGUAAACCAGGAUGGUGUCGAACAGUUUAGGACAAAACUGCCAUCUCUGUUGACCGGUUACAAGCCUCAAGACAUUUACAACGCAGACGAAAGUGGGCUUUUUUUCGUGCCUUACCUGACAAAACCCUCGCUCUUAAAUCGGAAAAAUGCGUGGGCGGUUAAUACUAAGGAAUGCAAAUAUUCUUUACUUCCAAAAAUUUCUUUGUGUGGUAUAUAUUUUGUGACUUCAUCCCUUAUAAGCGGACAUCUCCCAUAGCCGGACAAAAACACUGCGACGGUGAGUGUCCGGUUAUAAG
Molecule: messenger RNA, 734 nt
Organism: Anastrepha ludens (Mexican fruit fly)
Lineage: Eukaryota; Metazoa; Arthropoda; Insecta; Diptera; Tephritidae
Product: tigger transposable element-derived protein 6-like
Exons: 2
Coding region: 149-694 (181 amino acids)
Cellular component (GO): nucleus
Molecular function (GO): DNA binding
Source: RefSeq, a predicted model, not a curated record